Molecule: messenger RNA, 1124 nt
Organism: Danio rerio (zebrafish)
Lineage: Eukaryota; Metazoa; Chordata; Actinopteri; Cypriniformes; Danionidae
Source: RefSeq, a predicted model, not a curated record
ACCUAAACCGCGUUUUACGAGGGGGAGCGUAAGAGAGGGGAAAGACACAGAACGACAACUGGAAAAGAGCAAACGAGAACAGACAGAAGCAGGAGAGAAGCGCAGGAGUGGAGGAUCACAGCAUGAACGCAGCAUGGAGGUGAAGGAGCGUCGGCCGUACUGCUCUCUCUCUCGGGGCAGAAGAGAACGAGGGAGAGACUGGGAGAGGGAAGGAGACCGAGACGAAGGGGAGGGUUUUAGGGAGGGUCCCGGCAGCCGCCGUCAGACCGGCUCAUCCUCUGUGCUCACCCAGAAGUCAUACAGCUCUAGUGAGACGCUGAAGGCCUUUGAUCAACACCCGUCCACCCAGGGGCUUUAUGGGCAUCGCAUGCCAGACAUGGUACCAAGGGAUGCGGAGGAAUACAGAGCUCCAGGCCAGAGUCUGUCACUGAGGCAGCUUGGGAUAUGCGGCCCUGCUCCUCGCCGCGGUCUGAGCUUCUGUGCGGAAACCGGACUCGGUCAUCAUACGCAGCUCAGCGGAGCAGACCACAUCCAAAACGUAGGAGGCAUUUCGCCUGACUGCGCCAUGCUAUGGGUUAAAUCACACGGUCGGGACUCGCGUCUGUCAAGCCGAUCCAACUCCGCUUUAACACUCACAGACACAGAGCAGGACAACAAAUCAGAUCAGGAGAACGACCAGCUUCCAAGCCAAGCAGGACCGCCUCCUCUGCCACCUGCACCAAUCCAGCACAAGCAGCACCCGUCAGUCACCUCCCUCAACCAGUCCCUGGCCAAUCAACCUGCGGAGCUCCAGAGCGCAUCUGAAUGCGUGCAGCUGCAGGAAAACUGGGUUCUGGGUGGAAACGUGGGCUUAGAGAACAGGUUUGUGAUUUUACAGUCAUUUGCAUUCACUCUCGUCCAUUUACUCUUUUCAGUCUUACUUCAAUGAUUCCAGAGGCUGAUUUAAAAAGUAGAGCAACGUUAUACUCUAAAUAGAAUGUAUGCAGUGUCCUCCACUAAUAUUUGCAUGCUUAGUAAUAAAAUGAGCAGAGACGAUGCUUUUGUUUAAACUUUUAAUUAAAAUAUAAAUGCAAACAUCAGCUUGUGGGUUUUUAUACUCCAGACAGUCAAUUUCAUUCAUUCAU